Brassicogethes aeneus is the source of this 252-nucleotide messenger RNA. NCBI's taxonomy places the organism in Eukaryota, Metazoa, Arthropoda, Insecta, Coleoptera, Nitidulidae. The record is from the annotation of a GenBank genome assembly.
AUGAAAAUAAACGUGAACGUUGUUUUGUUGCAGGUGACAUGGAUAAGACACAGGGAUUUGCACUUGCUCACGGUCGGGCGUUCUACAUACACGUCCGAUCAACGGUUUACGAGCAUCAACAACCCCAUGACCGAAGAUUGGACACUGCAAGUGCGCUACCCGCAGCGCAGAGACAGCGGCAUCUAUGAGUGCCAAGUCGGAACUACGCCGCCGAUAGGUCACUCGAUGGGAUUAAGUGUCGUCGGUAAGUGA